CGUGCUGGGGCUGCUGCGCGUGGGAGCCGGAAGCCGCGGGGCAGUAAAAUGGCAGCGGCGUGAGUUGCAUGUUGUCGGGGCUGCUGUAUACGUUGGAAAGAGCCGCCCGAGCCUCAGCCCGGCCCGGCCGCCGCCGCCAUGGCGGUGACUAUCACCCUGAAGACGCUGCAGCAGCAGACGUUCAAGAUCCGUAUGGAGCCCGACGAAACGGUGCGGGUGCUGAAGGAGAAGAUUGAGGCGGAGAAGGGUCGGGAAGCUUUCCCCGUGGCUGGGCAAAAGCUGAUCUACGCUGGGAAGAUCCUGAGCGAUGAUGCGCCCAUCAGGGAAUAUAAGAUCGAUGAGAAGAACUUUGUGGUCGUCAUGGUUACCAAGGCCAAGUCUGGCUCAGGGGCCCCCAUCCCCCCUUCUGCAGAGCCCUCCCAGCCCCUCCUGGCUGAGCAGCCCCCUACAGCACCUGCAGCUGCCUCAGCCCCCCCAGCAGCACCCAGCGAGAAGCCCUCCCAGGAGCCAGUGGUGACCAACCCCCCGGAGUCUACUGUGGGCUCUGUUCCCUCUUCAGGUAGCGCCGGGUGCGGCGAGGAUGCAGCCUCCACCCUGGUGACUGGCUCAGAGUACGAGACAAUGCUGGCCGAGAUCAUGUCAAUGGGCUACGAGCGAGAGCAGGUGGUGGCUGCACUCCGAGCCAGCUACAACAAUCCUCACCGUGCUGUAGAGUACCUGCUCGUGGGCAUUCCGGGCAGCCCUGACCUGGAGCGAGCACCCAUCCAGGAGAGCCAGGCCCCAGAGCCACCGACAUCUGAAGGUGAGAACCCCCUGGAGUUCCUGCGGGAGCAGCCCCAGUUCCAGAACAUGCGGCAGGUGAUUCAGCAGAACCCGGCCCUGCUGCCCGCCCUCCUCCAGCAGCUUGGCCAGGAGAACCCCCAGCUCCUGCAGCAAAUCAGCCAGCACCAGGAGCAGUUCAUCCAGAUGCUGAAUGAGCCACUGGGUGAAGGGGGUGAUGUGGCGGAGCUGGAGGGUGAGAUAGGGGCCAUGGGCGAUGACACACCCCACAUGAACUACAUCCAGGUCACGCCUCAGGAGAAAGAAGCCAUAGAGAGGUUGAAAGCCUUGGGGUUCCCUGAGAGCCUGGUCAUCCAGGCCUACUUCGCCUGCGAAAAGAAUGAGAACCUGGCGGCGAAUUUCCUUCUGAGCCAGAACCUGGAGGACGAGUGAUUUGGGGAGGCGGGAGAGUUUUAUAUGAGAGACCCUGGCCCGGAGCCUCUUAAGAAUGUACAGCCCUAUCUAUUUAAGGGGGGGGUGCCCCCUCAUGGUGCCCUGCACCCCCUCCCCACAGCCCCCGUGGCUGGGUGCAGGGCAGCAAGAAGCAAACCAAGCCCCACCUCCAAUCCCCUUUAAGAUGCAUCUGCAAUUGAGCCCUUUUUGAGACCCGGGGGGGGGGGGGCUUGGACCCCCAGCUCCAGACCCAAUUCUCUCCUCCUUCCCCUCCCCACAAGCCCUGCCCAUGCCUCUCCCUCCUGAUCCACAGAACUGCCCCCGUUGUUCUUGCCCCACAGUUCCCCUAUCUGCCCCUUCCCCCCCCACACACAAAAAAGCCAGGUCUAUGGCUUUAAGGUACCCUAUGAGGUGUGAGAGGUGGGGUGCAAUUGGUCCAGAUUCUGCCCCCCACCUGAGGGCCACCUAUUAGCCAGAGCCAGGGCUCUUAAGGGGGCAGGGUCCUUCAUCUCAAAUCUGUGUUUUAUUUUUUAAAGGGAAAGGAACCUAAAUAUUUUUUUAACCCUCUCCCUCCCAUGGGCUGCCCUCUGUGCUGGG
Molecule: messenger RNA, 1809 nt
Organism: Alligator mississippiensis (American alligator)
Lineage: Eukaryota; Metazoa; Chordata; Crocodylia; Alligatoridae
Gene: RAD23A
Product: RAD23 homolog A, nucleotide excision repair protein
Exons: 9
Coding region: 139-1212 (357 amino acids)
Biological process (GO): nucleotide-excision repair; proteasome-mediated ubiquitin-dependent protein catabolic process
Cellular component (GO): nucleoplasm; cytosol
Molecular function (GO): damaged DNA binding; polyubiquitin modification-dependent protein binding; ubiquitin binding
Source: RefSeq, a predicted model, not a curated record